This is a messenger RNA of Drosophila simulans, 1040 nucleotides long. RefSeq lists its product as uncharacterized. The record is from RefSeq and is a predicted model, not a curated record. The coding region runs from base 255 to 935 and encodes 226 amino acids. Gene Ontology annotation, cellular component: extracellular region. Lineage: Eukaryota; Metazoa; Arthropoda; Insecta; Diptera; Drosophilidae. Gene Ontology annotation, molecular function: chitin binding. The transcript has a single exon.
AAAGUACCACUCUUUGCUUAGAGUAUAAAUACCUAAAAGUAUUUACCUUGGUACUGCCUUAUCAUGGCAACUAAGUCAAUGGACGCCCUUGACAUAAUUAUUGGUAGAAAGAUAAAAAUUGGCAACAUGUUAUUUAGAAAGAUAUCAACUACAAGUGCAAUGAUAAGGGUUUCGCAAUGAAGCUUGAAAAUUGCCAUAAAUAGGGUUCGCCAAACCUCAACUGUAUCAAUAAAGUGAACCAACUGAAUAGCACCAUGUCAUUUAAAGUAUCUUUGCUCUGUCUGCUGAUCCUGGCAGGAUAUCUCACUUCAAUUGAAGCCGAAGUUUUCCCGCAGUGCGCGAAUGCUCCAUUAGAUACCUUUGUCAUGGCCAUCGAAGAUUGCGCUUCGUACAUCUAUUGCAAUGGAGAGGACUCCUUCCGAGACAGCUGCCCCGAGUCCACCUACUUUGACGAUCGAACCCAAGAGUGUGCCUUUGAUGAUGAGGGUGUGUGUUUAAGGAACUCAGACUCAGUCCAGACCGAGGAGCAGCCCGAUAAGCAAGUUACUGGUGAGGAGCAGAACGGGAUCGAAGAAACCACUCCCGUUGCAACACCGCCUUCUGAAUACGCCUCUACAGGAUCUGCGGACUCUUCUACUUUACAAGCUGAUCCGACAACAACCCCUACAGAAUCAAUUCCUUCAGUGACUGAGCCAUCGACUACAUCUGAUAAGCCAUCCUCCCCAUCUGCAAAGCCUUCCACUCCAGCUCAAGAAAGACCGCACUGCGACGCCUCCGGAGAUGGUGACCAUCCUCAUCCUCAGAGGUGCGAGUACUACUACAGGUGCCUCAGCGGCUAUCUGACCAUUGCGAGGUGUCCUUACAAAUAUGGCUGGGACCUUCCCACAAAGCAAUGCAAGCCGAUCAGCGAGGCUCAGUGCUUUACUCAAAACUAAUCAAAACAUUUUAUGUACUUCUAUUUAUUUUUCCAAUCUACAUUUAAUGUAAGUUCUUAAGAUGAUGCUUAAACUUGAAUCAUGAUCAAAGUAAAUAAAUAAUUU